GGGGAGGAUAUUCAGACCAAUAACACAAGGCCCGUAAUUCAACAAGACGCGCUCAUGGCAACACGCACUGUCACUGAUUUUUGGGGAUUCCAAGCCUUUUUUAUUUAAAGUUUUACCUCGCACAGGAACUAUGUUACGCAGCAACAUUCAAGUUCGAGAAACAAUAGAACUCCUCUGUAGAAUACUUGCAGAGAACGGAACAACACCGAUCCGAGCAGAAAUACUCCGGAAAGCAAAGUUUGACAGUUUGGAGGAGAGUACACCUCUUUGGCAGCUUCUUUAUGAACUUAUUCGUCUUUGUGAAAAUGGAUGCAUCAAUACCCAAACUCCAGUGACUCUAACGACGCCACUUGCAGAAGAACAUGUAAUAUAUGUGAAGAAGGAAAUGCAAAAACGAGGUUAUCUUUGUCUGGAGUUCGCCAGUUUACCAACCAGCUUUAGACAAGGCAGUCGGGAGUUGUUAUUGGCUUUUGCCUGGUUGUUGUUUAAAGAAGACAUAAUAGGCAGAUUGACCAGGAACCGCGUGUCAUCUGUUCACAGUGAUCUGGUCUCUUUAUUUGAGAAUGUUGAAGACAGUAGCACUUACAAAACUUGUGGGAACCAUGGUGAAAAACACAGCAGUCCUGCUGAACAUAUCCAGCAGCUUUUAACAUUAAACCAUAAGCUGCAAAUGUAUAUACGGCUGUUACACGCAUCACAUUUGGAGUAUGCUAGACUGUCCUACAAGGUCCACAGUGCCACAUAUGGGUUUUUUUUAACACCUGGUCACAAUCAUCUAUCUACAAAAGAAACAUAUUGUCUUCGGUAUCCCAGAGAAAUGAAAAAGAUGUUGCUGUUGCUGAAACAAGACAGCAGUCACAUGGAGAAUUUGCUUCUCUGGGGAGAAAAGGAACACAUGUUCUGGGAGUGGAUGGAGAGUGUUGUGGACCUGAAAGAAUACCCCAAUACUGACUUCCUUCUGGUACAUAACCCUGAAUCAGCAGUUUACACUGAUGUCCCACCAUCUGUACUUGCUGAUAUUGUGGCACAUAAGAAAAGUGUGGCAGAAACUAUUCUUCGACAUGAAUUAACUAUUGAGAGACUGGAAAGCCUUUCAGGUGUGAAGGAAGCAACACUUAAUGACUUGGAGCUAAACAGACUUUUGAAAUCAGUUGGUGAAGAAGUAAUGCUACUACAGUCUUGUUUGGGUCAAGAAAUCUUGAAGGAGCCCCUCAUUGGCCACGGUCUAACAUCAAUGCUGGUGAAAAAUAGUUGUGGUAACAGCAAACAUGCAGCAAAGGAGUCAAAUGUAUUCAGUGCUGACAAUCUCUGUGACGAUAGGGUGCAAUCGGUACAUGCUGGACUAAAACAGCUGAAUGAAGAAAAAUGCAUUUUGGCAGAAGACCUCCAUUUACUUCGUCAACAUUUUCUGCAGCAGCUGACCAGAACUGAAUGUGCAACUCUCAAUGCUGUGUGUGUUAUCCCAAACUGUUUAAGAAGACGUUCAGUCAAGCCAUUGCCUGCACAAACCUCAUAAGAAAGUUAAAACAUGUAUAAUGUAGUAUAUCUUCAAUUUUGACCAUUUCAGCAGGUUUUGCUUCUGUUACAGUUUAUUAAUUUAUGUGUAUUUGAUGCUGUUUUAACUUUUUAUUGUUUUAUGAGGCAGCUAUGUCUUCAGCUCAGGAAGCAGAAGACUGAGUUUUUAAAACACUGGCUCUGUAGAUGUGUACUGCAGCAUAAUUCCCCAAGCUGUUAUCAUGAUUAUAUUCACAAUGUGAAUCUUGACAUGUUUCAUUCUGAGUCAUUCUCAGUAUUUUUGUGAUUUGUCAGUUGUGAGAAUGUUAAGCGUUCUACCUGCUGGUGCCAGUUUUGCAUGAAAUUCAAAGUCAAAACCUGAAUUUCUUCAACCGAAGCAAACAUGAUUUGUUGAUUUAGAAAGCAUUUCUAUAAGCACGAAGAAGCUUACAGUCUUCAUGUAGGCAUAAAACAGCUCGCGAAUAGAUUGUUGAAAGUUUAGAAAUAAUCUGGAUGAAAGACAGUGACCAGACCACAUAAAGCUACUUAUCACAUACAUACGUGUUCAAAAGCCCUAGGACUAAACCAGUAAAGGGCAUAGUUGGUGACCUGAAAGGAGCAGACAGAAUUCCCCUUAUGUAAUAUUUGUCAUCAGAUAAUUGUAGUGACAUUUGACAAUGUCAACUGCUUGAUGGUCUGUAGGUCUCCUUAGGCCGAGUAGUAGUGAAGAAAACAUUUAAACAGUGUUGUCAAGGUUUUGUGGAUGAUGAUUCCUUAAAUUUGAGUGAUGAUAAGAUGGAAGUGUUAAUUGUUUUGUGCUAAGCAUUAACUGACUGCUAUAAUAAUACUAAUACUAA
Pomacea canaliculata is the source of this 2351-nucleotide messenger RNA. RefSeq names its product tubulin epsilon and delta complex protein 1-like. The record is from RefSeq and is a predicted model, not a curated record. The transcript is spliced from 9 exons. The coding region runs from base 131 to 1516 and encodes 461 amino acids. Lineage: Eukaryota; Metazoa; Mollusca; Gastropoda; Architaenioglossa; Ampullariidae.